GGGCCAUGUGCACGGCAGCUGCCACUCUAGCCCCUUCAAAGUGGUUCUGUUGUCCAUGUACGUUCAUGAUGAUCGACGACCUCUGGUCCGUGUUUUCUCCUCACAGACCGGCAGAUGGGGCAAUCUCAUCUCAAUAGAGACUCAACCUAACACAAUGUAUGGUCCUUGUUGCCCCGACACCCUUGUUGGCAAUGUCAUUUACUGGUUGUCUAGGUAUGGGAGAGACGAUAUAGUUCAGUUUGAUUUGGAGGGGCAGAACCUUACCCUGAUCAAGGGGCCUCACAGUAUGAAUGAUUUUAGCAUAUGCCAGUGUCAGAUUAUACAGACAGAUGAGAGGAUUGUUGGUGUUGCCAUGUUAUCUAACGAUAACAUUCAAGUGUGGCAGAGGGAGGUCAAUCCUGAAGGUGUUUCCAUAUGGGUGUCCCAAAAGACAGUUGAAUUGCGUAACAUUAUUAAGACCCUUCCUCAAAAUUGGGAAACUAUGCCAUGGACCAAACUAGUGGGGUAUGAUGACGAUACCAAUGCAAUCUUUUUAUAUAUGCAUGAUAGUGCCUAUAUGGUUCAACUCAAAUCAAUGCAUUCCACAAAACUUGAUGUACCAUGCUCUACGAAGUACUACCCUUUCAGGAGUUUCUACCUACCAGGCACAACCGUUGCUGGUGGAACUAAUGGAGCAAAAAAGUUAGGAUGAUUGUCUGGUUUGAUCUGCUAAUGUGCUAAAAUGGUUCAACG
Messenger RNA from Triticum aestivum (bread wheat), 732 nucleotides. RefSeq lists its product as uncharacterized. The transcript has 2 exons. Lineage: Eukaryota; Viridiplantae; Streptophyta; Magnoliopsida; Poales; Poaceae. The record is from RefSeq and is a predicted model, not a curated record. The coding region runs from base 56 to 691 and encodes 211 amino acids.